Sebastes umbrosus (honeycomb rockfish) is the source of this 1481-nucleotide messenger RNA. RefSeq names its product translation machinery associated 16 homolog (gene tma16). Lineage: Eukaryota; Metazoa; Chordata; Actinopteri; Perciformes; Sebastidae. Gene Ontology annotation, cellular component: nucleus. The transcript has 7 exons. The record is from RefSeq and is a predicted model, not a curated record. Bases 125 to 763 code for a protein of 212 amino acids.
UCUCUGCAACACAUGCGGACCAACUUCGGUGACGGACCAAAUCCACUUCCGGUCCAGUUGUCAACAGAGGAGCACCACGUGUGUUUGGUGUGUUUGGUGCGUUUGGUUUUUUCAGACAGUUAAAAUGCCGAAGCCUAACAAAGGGAGAGGAAAAGUCCCGGAGAAGGUUUGUCAUCCGUACAGCAGGAAAGCUGCUUACCUCGCCCGAGAGGAAAUCAGACUGAAAAAGAAAGACAGGAAGAAUAAUGACAAAGCAACACGUCUGAGCAGCAUCGGUGAGAAGCUGUUGUGGUUUCAGGAACAGUUGGAUCCAGAAAAGACGACUUACACCAAAAAUGAUGCCUGUGACAUUAUCGAAAGGUACCUCCAAAGGUUUGAUUCUGAACUCGAACAGAUUGAGCUGGUGAACGGGAUCAAAGGUCGGCAGGGUCGUCUCCAUGGCGCCAGGGAGGCUGUCAUCAAACAGACCAUCGAGCGAGAGCGAGCGCAGUAUGAGGGCACCGGGUUAGAGAUCCCAGACAUCAUUAACGCAAAGCAUCUGAAAACAUUCAGGGAGUGGACCGGUGAUCUGAAGAAACUUCCAAAUAUGAAACUGAGACAGGUGUCUAACAAAGAUGUGGAAACAAAGAACGAUGGUUUGGAAACAAAGAAUGAAGAAGAGCAGAAACAUGACGAUGCAGAAGAUGAUAAUCAAGAUGAUGAAGAUGAUGAAGAUGAUUUGGAUGACGAGCAGUUGGAUGACAUGGUACUGAUGUCGGACUGAAACUGAGGCUCUUCAUAUUUGACCAUAGCCCAAAGCUCCAGUCGUCCAUUCAGCACAACUGACUGUGCAGCUGAACAUCAGACUGUCUUCAACAAAUACUUUUUAUAGAAAAAGUGUGUUUUUGUGUCCGUGUGGGAAAGAUGCUGCGGCUCCAUGACUGUCCAGAAGAUGGUGCUAAACUCUCAAAGAUGGAAACUUUUAUCAGCCUGUCCUCCUGUAAAGUCUUCUUGCUGCUCAGUAACUUCACAUCAGCCUGUGAGGGGUUCUACAUUCAUUGUUUAUUGCACAAACAAAUAUGAAUUUUAUUUAACCUGAAUACUCCAUUUUAUCCAAUUAGAUAGAAAAAAGCUUUUGACGAAGAUGCUGAGUGCUCUAAUGUUGUUGCGUCUAUAAGACACUGAGAGAUUUUCUGUGAUGUGACAUCAACACUGAUAAAAAACCAAAUUAAACCUGUAGAAAAGUGUAAACAACAGUUGCCUUCUUUUAUAUUAACCGGUCAGUCACUCACACAGUGUGUCAAGUCUAAUGUAAAAACAGUAACAGAUGGCCACCAUGAAAGCUCUAGUUACAUCGAUGUAUAAAUAACGGGACCUCCAUCAAGCUGCAAACUGUCAAAACAAAACGUCAAAAACAACUGGGCUACUUUAGAUUUGCUAUUUUAAGAAAUAUUCAAAGCUCUCCUAUGAUAAUAAAUAAAUCCAGCUUUUUCAAAACAUUA